GUUUCAGUAAACUUUGCAUAAGCCAGUAUGAUUGGUACUAAAGAGAAGGCGGGUGCGUCCACCUCUACCUCUGGCGACGAUGUUGAAUACUCACGGUUGAGCAAAGAAAAGGAAAUACAAAGCAAGAGAACCGAUACUGUGCCGUUUUGUAAGGUAUUUGCAUAUGCAGAUUCCACUGAUUACAUGUUGAUGUUUGCUGGUAUCAUUGGUGCUAUUGGUAACGGAUUAUGCACACCCCUCAUGAGUAUUCUGUUGGGCGACCUUACUAAUUCUUUUGGGGACAACCAGAAUAGCGAUAACCUGGUACCUGCGGUUUCAAAGGUGUCACUUAAUUUAUUUUGCAUGGCUGUUGGAGCUGGCUUGGCAUCAUUCCUCCAGGUGUCAAUGUGGAUGGCAACAGGAGAAAGACAAGCUGCAAGAAUAAGGAAUUUGUAUCUAAAAGCAAUAUUAAGACAAGAUGUUUCCUUCUUUGACAAGGAAACACACACUGGGGAAGUUAUUGGCAGGAUGUCUGGUGAUACUGUUCUCAUACAAAAUGCCAUGGGGGAAAAGGUUGGAAAGUUCAUACAACUAAUGUCCACAUUUUUGGGAGGCUUUAUUAUAGCAUUUAUCAAGGGACGACUUCUUACGCUCGUCAUGUUGUCCUCGAUUCUACCAUUAGUGAUUUCUGGCGGAAUUAUGUCCAUAACCAUAUCCAAGAUGGCGUCACGAGAGCAAAGCGCGUAUGCUAAAGCAGCCAAUAUAGUAGAACAAGCAGUUGGCUCAAUCAAGACGGUUGCAGCCUUCUCCGGGGAGAAAAAAGCGGUUGAUGAUUACAACAAGUCCCUUGUAGAUGCUUACAAUUCUAGUGUUCAUCAAGGUCUAGCUACAGGCCUUUGUCUUGGAUUAAUGUUGUUGACUAUAUUAUGUAGUUAUGCCUUGGCAUUUUGGUAUGGUGCAAAGAUGAUACUAGAAAAAGGCUACACUGGUGGCAGUGUGAUUACUGUAAUGAUUGCUGUGCUCACUGGAUCCAUGUCUCUUGGGCAGGUGGCUCCAUGUUUGAGUGCAUUUGCUGCAGGCCAGGCAGCAGCAUUCAAGAUGUUCGAAACUAUAAACAGAAAGCCCGAAAUAGAUGCAUAUGACACAAAAGGAAAAACAUUAACUGAUAUUCAUGGUGAUAUAGAACUAAGAGACGUGUAUUUCACUUAUCCAGCAAGACCCGAUGAGGAAAUAUUUAGUGGGUUCUCUCUUCGUAUCUCAAGCGGGAUGACUGCAGCUUUGGUUGGUCAAAGUGGAAGCGGAAAGUCAACGGUGAUCAGCCUAUUAGAGAGAUUUUAUGAUCCUCAAGCAGGGGAAGUUCUUAUUGAUGGUACUAAUCUUAAAGAAUUUCAACUAAAAUGGAUUAGACAGAAAAUUGGUCUUGUUAGCCAAGAACCAGUUUUGUUUACAUCCAGCAUAAAAGAUAAUAUUAUGUAUGGGAAAGAUGGCGCGUCUAUUGAUGAGGUUAGAGUUGCAGUCGAGCUUGCAAAUGCUGCUAAAUUCAUUGAUGAACUACCACAGGGACUGGAUACAAUGGUUGGAGAGCAUGGAACACAACUCUCUGGCGGGCAAAAGCAAAGAAUUGCUAUUGCUAGAGCAAUCCUUAAAGAUCCUAGAAUCCUUCUUCUGGAUGAAGCAACGAGUGCUUUGGAUGCAGAAUCUGAGAGAGUUGUGCAGGAGGCAUUGGACCGGAUAAUGGUCAAUAGAACAACCGUCAUUGUUGCACAUCGAUUAAGCACGGUCAGAAAUGUUGAUAUGAUCGCGGUCCUUCAUCGGGGCAAGAUAGUUGAGAAAGGAUCACAUUCAGAGCUAGUUCAAGAUCACGAAGGCGCGUACUCUCAACUUAUAAAGUUACAGGAAAAUAAUAAUGAUUCAAAAUAUCAUAUCUCAGAGGACCAAGAUAUAUCAGAAGCCGGUACAGAAAUCAGUAGUCUAUCAGGCCUAAAGAUAUCUUACCAAGGGUCAUCUAGCAGCCAUCGCUACUCCAUAGAUUCACCACAAAUCGGUGCGCGACUGCUCGAAUCCAUGAACAUUGAAUCACAACAAGAUGCAAAAACACAACCCAAAGUCCCACUCAGAAGACUUGCAUAUCUCAACAAACCAGAAAUACCAGUACUCAUAUUGGGUUCGCUAGCCGCGGUUAUUAAUGGGACAAUAUUCCCAGUUUUAAGCAUACUGCUUUCAAACAUGAUCAAAACGUUUUACGAACCGCCACAUAAAAUGAGAUCAGAUGCAACAUUAUGGGCUCUAGUAUUUGUGAUAAUGGGAAUUGUGUCAUUUCUAGCUUAUCCUGGGAGAUCUUAUUUAUUUGCUGUUGCUGGGUCUAGACUUAUAAAAAGAAUUAGAUCGUUAUGCUUUGAGAAAGUGAUUAACAUGGAGGUUGGUUGGUUCGAUAAGCCGGAAAACUCUAGCGGUGCAAUCGGUGCACAGUUGUCUGCCGAUGCCGCCAGUGUUCGUGGGUUGGUUGGUGAUGCGCUUGCUCAGAUCGUUCAAGACUUAUCAUCGGCUAUCAGCGGUUUAUUCAUCGCUUUUACAGCUUGUUGGCAGUUGGCUCUCAUAAUUCUUGCUAUGAUUCCGUUAGCGUCUAUUAACGGAUAUGUUCAGAUGCGGUUUAUGAAAGGGUUUAGUGCUGAUGCUAAACUGAUGUACGAGGAAGCGAGUCAGGUGGCGAAUGAUGCUGUCGGGAGUAUACGUACAGUAGCGUCUUUUUGUGCAGAAGAGAAAGUUAUGCAACUGUAUAGAAGUAAAUGCGAGGGUCCGAAAAAGACCGGGAUUAAACAAGGGUUAAUUAGCGGGACCGGGUUUGGGAUUUCGAUAUUUUUACUUUUUUGUAUGUAUGCUGGCAGUUUUUAUGUGGGAGCUCGGUUUGUUCAGGCGGGAAUAACUCAUUUCGCAAGUGUUUUUAGAGUUUUCUUUGCUUUAACAAUGGCGGGAUUAGCAGUGUCUCAAUCAAGCUCGUUUGCACCCGAUACAAGUAAAGCCAAAAGCUCUGCGGUCUCAGUUUUUGCGAUUCUAGAUCGGAAGUCAGAGAUUGACCCAAGUGAUGAAUCUGGUGUGACUUUGGGCUCGGUCAAAGGGGAAAUCGAGCUUAGUCACAUUAGUUUUAAAUAUCCGUCCAGACCUGAUGUUGAGAUAUUUCGUGACCUAUGCUUAACAAUCCAUAGUGGAAAGACAGUGGCGUUGGUUGGUGAGAGUGGGAGCGGGAAAUCAACAGUUAUCCAACUUUUACAAAGGUUUUACAAUCCAGAUUCGGGUUUUAUCAUGUUGGAUGGAAUUGAGUUGCAAAAUUUUCAACUCAAGUGGCUAAGGUUGCAGAUGGGUCUGGUUAGUCAAGAACCCGUCUUGUUUAAUGACACCAUUCGGGCCAAUAUUGCUUAUGGAAAGGAUGGUGAGGCCCCAGAGUCUGAAAUAAUAGCUGCUUCCGAGUUAGCCAAUGCCCACAAGUUCAUUAGUGGUUUACACCAGGGUUACGAUACUAUGGUAGGGGAAAGAGGGGUGCAAUUGUCAGGUGGACAAAAGCAAAGAGUAGCUAUCGCUAGGGCCAUAGUCAAGAGUCCCAAGAUACUACUACUAGAUGAGGCUACAAGCGCACUGGAUGCCACAUCAGAAAGAGUGGUUCAAGACGCAUUGGAUAGGGUCAUGGUUAACCGGACCACAGUGGUUGUGGCUCAUCGGUUGUCAACCAUUAAGGGCGCUGAUGUCAUUGCAGUCGUCAAGAAUGGAGUAAUCGUUGAGAAAGGAAAGCAUGAACAGUUAAUCAAUAUUAAGGAUGGAUCCUAUGCAUCGUUAGUUGCACUUCACAUGAGCUCUUCCAAUUAGCUCCACUAUUUUAUUUUGUUUUUGUAAUGUGAAAAUAAGGAUGGGAAUCAAAAUGUGUUCUCGCCAGAAAACUGUAUAUGUGAAAGUUUUUAUUUCAUAUUGUAAAGGUAGAAUGGAAAAGAAGUCAGAAUCAGUCAAGGUGUGGGUUGUCAAGAAGGGGUAAAUACGGUAAUGUAGUCAAAAUUGACCAGCUUAAUGAAGGUUAUAAGGAUAG
Messenger RNA from Helianthus annuus (common sunflower), 4051 nucleotides. RefSeq names its product ABC transporter B family member 4. The record is from RefSeq and is a predicted model, not a curated record. NCBI's taxonomy places the organism in Eukaryota, Viridiplantae, Streptophyta, Magnoliopsida, Asterales, Asteraceae. Gene Ontology annotation, cellular component: membrane. Gene Ontology annotation, molecular function: ATP binding; ABC-type transporter activity; ATP hydrolysis activity. Gene Ontology annotation, biological process: transmembrane transport. Bases 28 to 3837 code for a protein of 1269 amino acids. The transcript has 9 exons.